Alosa alosa (allis shad) is the source of this 2634-nucleotide messenger RNA. It is a transcript of the gene mif4gdb, whose product is annotated as MIF4G domain containing b. The record is from RefSeq and is a predicted model, not a curated record. Gene Ontology annotation, molecular function: RNA binding; protein binding; translation activator activity. NCBI's taxonomy places the organism in Eukaryota, Metazoa, Chordata, Actinopteri, Clupeiformes, Clupeidae. Gene Ontology annotation, cellular component: cytosol. Gene Ontology annotation, biological process: regulation of translational initiation. The transcript has 6 exons. The coding region runs from base 320 to 1084 and encodes 254 amino acids.
GGCUUUAAGGAUUCCGACCUAGCCAAGCUAGCUAACUAGUAGACAGCUUUAGUAUUAUUCACCAACAGCAAGUUACAAGAGUCAAACAUUAUCCAGUGUCAUUUUAUGUUUCUGGUUACAAAAUCAGAGAGUAGUUUGAAAUCAGUACUGGUCAGCUGUUUGACGAGAAUAAUCUCGCUACAGCUUUACCUUCUAGGCUUCUAACGUUAAGUGACGAGCUUAGCAAUUAAUAUACUUUUUACCAUUGACUUGGAUGGCAUGUUGAUCAUACUUCAUGUUGAUGAUUCUUUAAAUAGACUGCAUUCAGACCACUACUGGCAUGUUAUCGUACACGUAUGUUUAUCUACCUUGUUGGAAGUUUCUUAUCUCAGACGGAGUAAAUGCGAGGUCCUUGGUGAGGAGUCUGGUGAACAGAAUGGAGGGCUCAGGGAAGGAGGAGUACAAGAUCCAGUCUUUUGACAUGGAAACUCAGAAGCUACUUAAGACAGCCCUUAAAGAUCCCAGUGCGGUAGAUCUGGAGAAAGUAUCAAGUGUUAUCGUAGAUCAGUCUCUAAAGGAUCAGGUUUUCAGCAAAGAAGCGGGGCGGAUCUGCUACACCAUUGUGCAGGCAGAGGCCAAGCAGAAUAAUGGCAGCGUGUUCCGUCGUAAUCUCCUCAACCGCCUUCAGCAGGAGUUCAAAGGUCGAGAGGAGAUGCGCAAGCGCUCUCUGCAGGAGUGGGUGUGUUAUGUAUCCUUCAUCUGCAACGUGUUUGACUACCUCAAGGUGAAUAAUAUGCCCAUGAUGGCUUUGGUGCAUCCCGUUUAUGACUGCCUGUUCCGGCUCACCCAGCCUGACUCUCUCAGGAACGAGGAAGAGGUGGACUGCUUGGUGCUCGCACUGCACCGCAUCGGGGAGCAGCUGGAGAGGAUGAGCUUGCAGCGCAUGGACGAGCUCUUCUGCCAGCUGAGGGACGGCUUCCUGCUGCAGGAAAAUCUCACCUCCCUGGGCCGCCUGCUGCUGCUGGAGGUGCUGGAGUUCCGGGCGGGUGGCUGGACCCUCAGUGACACGGCACAGAAGUACUACUACAGCGAGGUGGCCGACUGAGGGCAUGGUGUGGGAGGAGAGGUGAGCGAUGUAGGCGACGCAUAAGGUACAUUGGAGGGGGGGGUACCAUAGAUGAGAUGUUUACAAGGACAGUAUGUUGCAGAUGAGGGACUUGUGCAGGUUGGAGUGUUUAAGGGUCGAAGGUAGUGCUGCAGUUGAAGAUGUUUAACAAGUUUGAUUUGGCUUUUAAAAAGCUGGCAGUGUAUGCUUACUUAUAGAGGUAAUAUGGGUUCUGGUAACUCAGACAUGAAAGAUAUGGAUAGUAGUGUAUUUAAUUUUUUAUUUUGCUUAUGCACUAUGCCAUUUGCACCUAUAUAAUUUAACAUACCGUACUCAUUUGAAGUCUGAGGUAAUAACAAACAAACUAAUUCAGACAUAAAACUGUUUUGGAGGACAAAGUUAAGGAGAUGUUUUCCAUGACAAAGAAAGGCAUUUUAGUGAGAGCACCCGAGCUCAUCUACAGCUACAAUAUGGAAACAGAAGUUACCCUGAACAACUUAACAGUGGAACAUGUGUUCAAACUAAACACUGCUCAGCUUUUACUACUGACUGUUAACUUCAGUUAGCUCUAUAUAGUAUUAUAUAUCAUUUCUGUGUUUGUUAAAUAGGACAAUUACCUCUGGUGCUAAACCGUUUUGAUGCUUUAAGGAACGAUUUGCCAAAUAUUCAAAUUUCCCAUUACUAUCCGUGAAUAAGAUUGUCAUAGGAAAUGGAAUUCAUCACAAUACUAUGUUAUCUCAAUGUACACUGCAACACAAAGACUGUUAGGACCCAUCACUGUACUUGCACCUAACGUAUGAUCAGACAAGCUAGUAGUAAGUAAUUUUCGCUGGAAUUUUAGCAAUAUUUACCCUCAAACCCUUACCUAUUGCAGCUUUAAAAUAAUGUUUACAUAUGCAGUAUAUUUAUUUAAAGACAUGGGAACAUGAAGUUCAUGUAAACACACCAUACAAACAGUCAACAAAUCAACAAGAGCUGUCAGACUGGGGUAUAAUCAGCAAUAGUUUUAGAAUAUUGUUGCUGUGCCUUUCAAUCUUGCAAUUAUGGCAUUCUAUAGUAGUUCUGGAGUCUGGAGGGUUAUCUCCUUGGAUUUUGUAAACAUAUAGCAUAUAUUUGACUUGUGAGGUAGUGUUGUAGCAUUGUUCUGCUUCCCUUAAAGAAGAUUCUAUUUUGUUAUAAAAACCUCAACAAAGCUCAAACUAAUUAUGAACUUAAAAGUAUGAGGAAUUUGUUAUUUUGUAUCUUUCCAAAGACUUAUUGAACUGGUUGACACACACAGUACUUAAUAUGUCAACUGCAGAAGCUAUUCUUUGUACAUUCAUAAGCAGAUUCCAUUUGUGUUAUAACACAUGGACUCACUAUUUUUAAAUGUUACAUGAUUGCUGCUUUGUUGGAAUAUGUAGAAGGAAUACAUUUGUCACAAGUUUUCAUAUGGGGUGUUUUGUAUAUUUCUACAAAUUUCUACAAAAAGUCUGUUCACUUUUCUUAAGCGGUUGACUGAAUCCUUUGAACAAUGCUGGCUUCAAUAAAAAUAUGAUAUGAGGUGAAUU